UUGAUUAGUUUAAAAUACCACCUGAAGACGAACGGACACGUGCGCGGAUCCGUGCUGUAUAGUGCCGAUUGGGUUUCUUCUUGUAUCGAAUAGUGACUGCAAUCUUUCUCCUGCUCAUCCACCUCUUACAUCAGUACUGCGUGGGUCGAAAGCAGGUGGUGGAAAGCAAGUUAGGUUAAUUUUAUGCGCACUGCAAACUGCCCCACUCACUAACGGGUGGCUGUUGGGCUGAAAGUGAAUGUGGUCGGGUCAGUAGAGAAAAGCAGUACCAGACAGGGGCAGUGUACGUACGUGCUAGCAGGUCAUAUCCGACGGGUGCUAAUGAUCCUAAACGUAGAAAAUCCUGAAUAAAUUUCUUACUUCAAGCCACGUCUGAAAAAUGUGCUGUUAAUUGCAUAUUGCAUCGCACGACAGCUGCUAACAGUGCUUGCAGUCUACGGCUGGUGCAUCGACUUCUUGAAGGGAUUAAGUGUCUUGUUGGUGGUGUGAAGUUUACACAACAUCACUUGGUAGAAAAGUGAGCGACAUCCACCCGCUAUCGCACCCCACUCGCCACGGCUGGGAAAGUAGAAGGCUGACCGCAUUCAGUGGGAAUCAAAUCCUGCUUCAUUCGUGUUAUUCGGUCGAUGGUGGCAGUUGGUGUUGCUGCUGUGGUCGCUGCAGUAAACUUGAAAUGAUUUAUUAAUUGUAUACAACCGACAUUCUGAAAAAAAAAAAUCAAACCGAAUGUUGGAAAAGCUGAAGUGCUCAUACGAUACUCGGGUAUAACAAAAAUGUACAUGGAAACAAGUAACAAUCGUGCAUGAAACGAGAGCUGUAAACUAGUUAUUAUGGAUGUUAUGCUACGUAUGUGCUAGGUGAACUAGUGUGUAUAUGUUGUUUUUUUUCCGCUGGCCCCUUCGCUGGUACGCAAAUAGUGAAUACUAAUAAGAAGGAUAACAACAGCGGCAGCUGUGUACAAAGUGAAUGAAUGCAAAGAACGUGUAAUUCGAAACGCGGGAAGCUAGCAACGGUGUUGUCGGAAUUGGCAAUUUAACCUACAAACCAGUAGCAGGAAUAGAAUGCUGCCGCGACGGCGGUGUUAAUGAUUGGCGACAGUGAUAAAGAACAAAGUUACGCCCGUGACCUUGCCAACUUGUUUCCCGGCGAGCGAACCACCGUUGUUACUAGCCCAGCAGGAGCGCUCAGUGUUGCCUCUUCGAAACUGUGAGCUGUGAGUUGUUUAUCCUGGCGAGCACAUGCACACUUAAUUGAAAUAAUUCCAACAGCUCCGCGAAUGCCCUAGCAGUGCCCAAGUACGUGAGUGAAUUUAAUUACAAAAAUGUCAUUGCGAAAACGUACUCAAAUUAGUGCACGAGCCGCAGAGGAAAGCAUAUCGGCUCGAAAGGCGGUUGGUGGUGAAUGAAAGCUUGUGCUGCGUAGUAUAAAAGUGAAAAUAAAAAAAAAUCGCCAGCCUGCGUUCAUUGGUGCGCGAAAUGGUGACUCAGUGGCAGUGGUGGCAAAUUACCAGCAAAACUCAACGUAAUACAGCCUAACGGUAAACAGUGCAGUGCCGUUCCACUAUGAACACCAAGCUGAAACUAAUUGCAUCGUUGAUUAACUUCCUCGUCAUCGCUUUGGCAGACACACUGAAUCCGGAUCUUCAAAUGUACUGGGAGAACAGUAUGGUACAGCCGUACUUUGAGAACACCACCAAACGGGACCUGACGGCAAUUGCAGGACAAACGUGUCAGCUUCACUGUCGGGUCAAAAGUUUGGGAGACCGAGCGGUAUCCUGGAUACGGAAACGAGAUCUACAUAUCCUGACCGUUGGCAUUUUGACGUAUACCAACGACCAACGCUUCCAGUCACUUCACACAGACGGUAGCGACGAAUGGACGUUACGCAUCACAUCUCCGCAGGCACGGGACUCUGGGGUCUACGAGUGUCAAGUUUCGACUGAGCCGAAAAUUAGUCAAGCGUUUCGGCUGAACGUAGUUGUGUCAAAGGCCAAGAUACUUGGAAACACCGAACUGUUCGUGAAGAGUGGCAGUGACAUUAAUUUAACCUGCGUAGCACUGCAGUCACCCCAGCCACCCUCCUUCAUCUACUGGUAUAAGGGCGGCCGGGUGAUCAAUUAUUCACAACGGGGUGGCAUCAGUGUCCUGACCGAGCAGCAAACCCGAACCAGCCGGCUGGUCAUAGCGCGUGCAUCACCUUCAGACUCCGGGAACUUUACCUGUUCGCCGAGUAAUUCCGACUCCGCCAGCGUGGUGGUUCAUGUUAUCAAAGGCGAACAUCCGGCUGCUAUGCAACACGGCGUGAACGAAGCCGAUUACAUACAUAAAUCACGAUCCGUCAGAACGGCGCUGAUGGUAGCGCUCUGUCUGCAUCUGCUGCUCGGUGUACUUCCCAAUAGAUAAGGCCAAACAAACGGGAAAACAAAUUACACACAGACACAGCAGCAAUGUCAGUUAACCGUGUUAUUCUCGUUUAGGACUAAGAUUACGAAGCAGCAAACCCAUUCUUCCUUUUCUUCAGCUACACCAUCAACGUUUGCAUCGCAUUCCCUAUUCACGCAGAGGAAGGACAUCGAAUCAGCGCCAAUGGUAGCCGUGUAGCGUGGAGGUGGCGUUCUUCUCACAGACACCCACAUCAGAACAACAGAACGGGAAUACACAGUGACUCGAUUGGCAGAGAUAUUUGUUGGGACUUCGAUGGGAAGCAUUGUUCAAGAGUACGUAAAACGUUUGCCAGCCAACUCCUGCGCUCCAUGCGUGUCGAUCACGAGUCGGCAGCUGUUGAAACUAGCUGUGUCCGUCAGGCAACGCAUAACCGAAUAUGACACAUAAAUCCACCGGAAGACAGCCUAUAAUGAUGAUUGAUGGCGAAGGAAGGAUUUUAUUAGUAACUCGUAUAAAGCGCUGCGUGAAAGAUAGAUAAACGGUCUGGUGAAAUUAUUGUUGAAGUACACGAGUAGAGUGAUACACCCGUCUGCCAUGAGAAGUAUCCAAUUAAAAAGGCAAUAGGUUGAGAGUUUCGGUAAAGUACGGUUAGAUCAAUGUUGGCAAACAGGUAACUUUUAGUAUUGAUUUCUUCACUUUUUCUGUUGCCAAACACAUACAAAAUUUAUCUGCAUUGGGUUACCACAUGCAAAUCGUGAGAUCAUCUCCCAGCCAGUAUCAACAUCGUUAUCCACCUGCUCAAGGAUUACCGUAGCCUCUCUGCCUGCUCGUGCCAAGGCUUUAUCAAAUCGAGCCCCGGUUAGCUGGCAAAGUACACAGAGCUGGGAGACGAUCGAUAAAUUUAAAUCAACCUACAUCCUUUUCGUACCCUUCGUCGUAGGAAUGAUUGCGGUUAGUAGAUACCAAAAAACAAGAUUAAGAUUGUGGAAUAAACGGUUAUUACAUUCAUUUUAAUUUUGAAUCAAGUUUUUCGAAACGUACUUAAGGUUAAAUAAUUUACGUUAUAACAGCGCCAUUCUCAUUCUAGUGAAAUAUUUCUACUAAAUAAACACUGAAUCUUCCCGCCAGCACCGACAAGUGAAGAGAUGAAGCAGCGUCUCACAUAGGCAGGCACACGAAACGAUGUUCUAUACACCAAACAUGUUAAUAUUUGAUAUCACUUGCUGUCCUAAACGAAUUUCACUUCGAUUGAAUGGGGAAGUGUACGGCAACAGCAGCUCACGAACGGAACGUUCGUUUAUGUAUAAAACUGUAAAUUACUAUCAACAUAAUGUAAUGGUAAACUUCGAAAAAUAAAUUUUAAUCAUCUUGAAACCUUCAUAGUUUAAUAGACAAAAAAACACUGCUGAGCACAUAGUUGAAAGGCAGCAGAAAAAAAUUUCACAGAACCCCGCUGAAGUAAAAUUGUAUAAACGGAAAAUUAACCGAAAAAAUAUGAGCAGAGGAAUAUGAUAGCUAUAAUAGAGCUUAAGAGUGAAUGGAAUAAACUAAAAUGAAAAUAAAAUGAUGAAAUGGAAAUGUAUAUUUAUGAA
Molecule: messenger RNA, 3976 nt
Organism: Wyeomyia smithii (pitcher-plant mosquito)
Lineage: Eukaryota; Metazoa; Arthropoda; Insecta; Diptera; Culicidae
Product: limbic system-associated membrane protein-like
Exons: 10
Coding region: 1563-2402 (279 amino acids)
Biological process (GO): synapse organization
Cellular component (GO): neuron projection membrane
Source: RefSeq, a predicted model, not a curated record